UAUUUAAACGAAAUGGGAACGCUUAAUUGCAUUGGUUCUAUUGUCAUACAUUUAUAUUAGGCACACAUACAUACUAUCGAAAAAUAUCGUUGGUCAAAUGAUAUAACAAACUCUUUUAAUGUUGCUUUCAUAAAUAAUCUAUGUUUCAAUCAAUUUCCCGCACGAUGGUCAGAAACUUAUGUAUGACAUAACAACCAGUGUCGUAGAUCUACUUUAAUACAGAAAAAUGGCUGGUGCUACAUGGGCCGAAGACGAAAUUGGACGAAAGUGGGAUCGAUGUUUCACAGAUGCUCUAUUUAAAUUCGGAGGAGGAGUUUUUCUUGGUGGUGUAUUCUCCCUGUUUUUUUUCAAACGGAGAAAAUGGCCCAUUUUAUCUGGGGCUGGUUUUGGAUUAGGUAUGGCAUAUUCCAAUUGUCAAGAAGAUUUGAAUUCCUCGAUAAGAUCGCAACAAAAACCCAAAGAUUGCAGCAAGAUUCUACCCAAAGAUGACGCAAAAAAAAGUGUUUAGCAAGUUCUAUUUAAAAAAAUUGUUACGCUGUUAAAGAACUACGUAUAAUAUACGAAUAAACUAGUUGAACUUGUAUUAUAGUGUUCUACGAAAUAAAAUCUUCGAUAACUUUAAAUUAUUACACAUAAUUUACAAAAUACAUUUCUAUGAAAAUUAUCUAUAUUUGCUUUAUUAUUCGUAGCAUUUAAA
Messenger RNA from Colletes gigas, 697 nucleotides. RefSeq names its product MICOS complex subunit Mic10-like. Lineage: Eukaryota; Metazoa; Arthropoda; Insecta; Hymenoptera; Colletidae. The coding region runs from base 227 to 508 and encodes 93 amino acids. The transcript has 3 exons. Gene Ontology annotation, cellular component: mitochondrion; mitochondrial inner membrane; MICOS complex. The record is from RefSeq and is a predicted model, not a curated record.